This is a messenger RNA of Polyodon spathula (Mississippi paddlefish), 4943 nucleotides long. RefSeq names its product UNC5C-like protein. Bases 1125 to 2780 code for a protein of 551 amino acids. The transcript has 8 exons. The record is from RefSeq and is a predicted model, not a curated record. Lineage: Eukaryota; Metazoa; Chordata; Actinopteri; Acipenseriformes; Polyodontidae. Gene Ontology annotation, molecular function: protein binding; netrin receptor activity. Gene Ontology annotation, cellular component: membrane. Gene Ontology annotation, biological process: netrin-activated signaling pathway.
UUAAUCCUAAGGUUUAACAGUUGAGGAAAUUGAACAGUUUUAGACACCUAGUCCCUGCUGUUACCUUCAGCAGUAAGAGGUUACACAUGACUCCAGCAAGCUUCACUGCAGCAGAACAAAAAGGGGUUCUGGCAAGAGUUACCAUUUCAUAGAUAACAGACAGAGUACAGAGCUGGUGUUUACACUGCGCGCUUUUAAGAUGACAGCCGUAGAAUGUACACAAAAAACAGUUUUUUUGAAGCCAUGCUCCUGAACAGUUCAUUUCCAAGAAACCUCACGCUGCUUGAUAAGCCAGGACACAGUACAGGAUACAGUGUGUUUCAGUUGGUCGAAGGAACCCUGGAGAUAGGCGCUUUGUACAAUAUAUUUUUCUAUCAUCAAGGUUUGUAUUAGGAAACAGAUAGGACUUAUUAAUGACUCACAGGCACCUGCAGAAUCGGGGUGUGAUUCUGCCGUGACGUCAAGCACGUAUGCACUGCUUCAAAAGCCAUCACACAUAGCAGCCCAGUGGCCACUCCCUCAAGCUCAGUAGAGUAAUGCUGCUGUACUGGGAGACCAAGCCUGGAGAGCGCACUGAGGAGUUUGCUAUGAAAACGAAUCAAUCCCUUGGAAGAACUUCGGUUUUGUUUUGCCCUGUUUGGAAUACUGUGCCUUACAGCUUCGGUGAAAAUGGCAGGAAACUGAACAAAGAUCCGUGCUGCCCAGAUAUCUCCUGGAUGAGGAUUGGGUUCUUCAGGGUCAGGCCCAUGGGUCACAUCUGUACUGCCUAGACUGUUGGGCGAAACCUAACACCCCCUGCUUCAUCUGCACCCACACCAGGAUUUAUUACACUUCCACUGACCACCAAGCAGCUCAGUUGAUCUGACAUUCCUUGUUUCAUGAUCCAAUCUUACCUUAAUGACCACUGUACUGGUUGGGCAUCCAUAGCGUUUGCUGUGAACAAUUAGGCACGUGGUCUUCUCUAAGCAGUCAUAAACCAAGAUUGUUUUGCCUUUGUCUGCCUGCCUCUUGUUUUCCCUCAGAGCGUUGAAUUAAUUUCUGACGUUUGGAAAAACCUUCUCGUUACACACGACCACAAAUCUUUCAGCUGUCAUGCACGAGAAACUGAAAGGACUGGACUGGUGAUGACUGUAUCAGCAGCACCAGGGCUGAGUGAAGGGGGCCUGGUGGUGGCCAUCGUGGCUCAUGCUUUCUCUGUGACCUUGGUCCUCCUCCUGAUGAAGUGCCUGCACUCACGCUGCCCCCAGCUCCAUGGCUGCCGCGGAACCCAGGAGGAAGACGAGGAGGGACAGGCAGACCCGGGCUCCCUUGUUCUGGACACGCUCUCACAUGAACCCUGCCCCAAGAUAGCCUGCCAGGAGGUAGAGCAGUUCUACAGGGAGCUCCACACCCCAACCGGGGGCAGGGUCCUGGUCAAGACGCUCCUGCAGAAGCUGCUGGUCUUCAUGACCAAGGAGGUGGACCACAGGGGGGGCUGCCUGAUGCUCUCUGACAUGGGCAUCUCUCUGGAGAUCCCAGCAGGUGCUGUGAGUCUGGGCCGGACCGAACGGGUUUCCCUGGUUCUGGUGUGGGACCUGUCUGACUCCCCCUCUCUGCAGCACUCCCAGGCCCUGCUCAGCCCGGUGGUGUACUGCGGACCCCACGGCACUUCGUUCCUGCGGCCCUGCUUCCUGUCCUUCAAGCACUGCGGUGGCAACGCCUCCCAGGUGCACGUCUACGCCAGCGACACCGCCCUGCUCCCAUUCAAGAGGUGGGGCGAGGUGGGAGUCCAGACCAAAACCUGCAUCACCCGCGAUGAGUGCCAGGUAGCACUUACACACUUCAGUCUGUACACCGCUGUCCUGGAAGCGCGUGACAGUACCGAGGCACACAAGUGGCUCCAGCUGGCCAUGUUCUCCUCUCCGCUGGCUGCCGAGCAGACUCACCAGCAGAUCCGGGUCUACUUUCUCAACAACACCCCCUGCGCUCUGCAGUGGGCACGCUGCAAUGAGGAGCCCUUCCUGGGCCGGCUCUGUGGUCCGGUCCAGCUCUUCGACUUUACCAGCGCCAGCAGCGACAUGCUCCUGGUCCUCAAGUACCUGUCAGAAGGCUGGGAGAACGUGGACGAGAGUGCCAGCCAGUCUGUCCCUUUCCUGCACAUCUGGCAUGGGAGGUGUCCCUUCCGCUCCUUCUGCUUCAAGAGAAAGCAGGCUGACUGCACCCAAGACUCCAGUGAGAUUAUAGUGACCAUGCACACCUAUCAGCAUGGUCAGCAGGGAAAAUACUUUGAGAUCCUUCGUUUCCACCUGUCUGAGACAGGCUGCCACGUGGAAAGCAUCGCACCAAAGCCAUACUGCAACAGGAUGCCCCGAGAGCUCUUUGACCAGCUGCAGAUGCUGCUGGAGCCAAGCACGGUGAGCGGGAACGACUGGACAAAACUGGCUUCUCGUCUGGGGCUCUGCGGGACGAAGAUCAGGUUCAUGUCGUGUCAGCAGAGCCCAGCGGCUGCAGCUCUGGAGAUCUACGAGGAGCAGAACGGCAGCCUGCAGGGGCUUCACGACAUCAUGGUGGCUAUGGAGCGACUGGACUGUGCGGCCUGCAUCAAGGGCUACCUGGGGCAGCCACCCAGCCCCAGCCUCGCGGAGAAGAAAGUCAGCGUGGAGUCAGUGAGCGACAGCCGGCUGAUUGACUGCGGUUCCCUGGAGGAGAGGCAGGGGGUCCAGGCAUUCCCCAGCAAAGACGAGAAGCUAAUUCUGCACAUCUACGACAACAAAGCCAUGGAGAGGGAGGAGGCUGCCUAGGUGAACAUGAGCCGGGGGGGGGGAGCGUAUCCAAAAAGAACUCAGAUGGCAAGGCACAGCAGCAUUUCAGCAUGGGAAUCUGUGCCAGGGGGAAAAGGAAAUACCGUGUCAGAGCCAAGGGCUGGGACUUCGUAAAGCUGUGACCUAGAGCGAGUUUCAGCUCUUGGGGAGUCCUUUUCCUAAAGCUCUGGGGGCUCCACACAGGCGCUAAUGCGUUCCCUCACUUUGCAGGGAGUAGCACACACAGUCUAAGUUCAUUUCAAGCACUUUCAGGGUGUAUAUGAAUGAACUGGAGCGUGAGACUGUUCAAUUCUUGCAUUUGUGUAAAAUGUAAAAACUCAGCAUGCUUAUCAAGUAUCUGAAUGCAGAAUGAAGUUACAAAAUUAAUGACAUUAAAUAUCGGCUUUCAGGGAAUGGAUGUAUGGAUGUGUGUGUGGGGGGGGGGUUAAAAACACAAGUUGAACGAGAACGGUAAUUUCUUUUUUGUUUUGCACAUAUAUAAUUAACAGUCAAGUAUGUUUUCAUCCAAUUAGCAAUUUCUCCCAGCCUAAUAAUGUUUAAAAAGCAAUAAUAAAAAAUAAAAAAAACAUUCGAUCUAAGAGAUGGUAUAUUUCCAAUCCCAGGUCAACAGGACAGAUUGUAUUUCCAAUACCAGAAAACAAAAUCUAGAUAUACUGCACAGCUGGUAAGCACACUUCUGGUUCUGAGACAUUGAAAAAGAUCCCUGUACAAUUCUUUAGUUUCACUUGAUUGACCUCCAUCAGGGAGAAGGCAUUAAGAAUAUCGAUAAAUAUUUCAUAGAAAUACCACAGAAUUGAUACCACCCUAAACAGAGCUAGGACAGCAACCAUACAGUUUUUCACAGGGAGGAUCUUAAAAGGAAAGUGCAGUAUCUGUAGCCCCAUCCCUAGAGAGUGAAGCCCCCCUCGAUUGCAGGCAUGCUUUCCACUUCACAUUAUUAAAACCAUACACUCCUCCUAAAGUUAAUGCAUGUUAACCCCCCCCCCCCCCCCCCCAAAAUGCUCCACCGGUAACCUCUUAGUGUAGCCAUGGCUUAUAGACUCAAAACAACUCAUGAAUGUGUCCACAUGUAGGUACUUGGAGGAUCUGAAAACACUCACUUUCCAAAAAAGUGUACAUUUUAAAAUAUCUGACAAUGACCCCUUUAUUAAGACGCACACAUGCAUUAUUUCCUUCUGCAUCACUAAACCAGACAGUAGCCAUCACCUUGUUCCAAUAGAAAGCCAAGUAUUAAUGACACUUGCGUCAGCUCAGUCAAAGCCAAUCCCACCCUCUUUCUUUCUAUCUAUUUAUCUAUCCAUUGAUCCAACUGUGUCUUUUCCUGGGUAUUUGCAUUUUGAGUUCAGUAACAGGUAAAUAGGACUUAUGCAAAUGAUUGGCCGUGUUGCAUUUGCAUGAAGACGUAAAGCUGUGCCACGUCUGAGUGCAGAAUUAUUUCUCUGGGAACGCGCCUGGUCCAAUUUCGAUAUCGCCUGGUCCAAUAUUGUGAUACAUAAGGUUACCCAAUGGUUUCUGUUAAAGGAAGUACCAACAGCAAUACACCUGUAAAGGCACUUCUAAAGUAUUGAUUCUAGCAUUCUUGCACAUUGAGUGCAAGUCUUUUUUACAGAUAGUUUUUACAUACAGUACAAAGUUUCUGGGUGCAUAGUGUAGUAGGUCUGAAGAUCAAUAUUCAAACAGAUUUGAGGUUCUCAAAUAAUGUGGUUGGAAGCAAGUAGCCUGCCUGUUUUAAAAUGACCUGACGCUGUUUUAGGUCCCCGAGUUAUAAAGCACUGUUCUCUUCUGCACCCAUUAUAUCUGAACAGUGAAAAUAACAAACAGUUACAAUAGAACAGCGCAAACGGAAUGGGGCAUUGGAAGUCAAUGCCAUUGGUGUUAAUCACACCACAUAAGAGGUGUACUGGGGAGUGGGAGGCUGUGUACUGUUAGCUUCCAACAAUGAGGUAUCCGGCAGGAUGAAAGAAGAUCCUGUACUUUAAUAGCCAUUCGAAUACAGCACUGAAGCCAGGUAGUACAUGGUAGUUUGCAACAAGCACCAUUCCCAAUACUGCCGUGCAGGCUGCAGGGGUGUGAGGUAAGUACGGUGAACCAGUAAAACUGACAGACUAUCAAGAGAACUGAAAACAUGCAUGACUGCGUCUG